Procambarus clarkii (red swamp crayfish) is the source of this 2431-nucleotide messenger RNA. RefSeq names its product chitinase-3-like protein 1. Gene Ontology annotation, cellular component: extracellular region. The record is from RefSeq and is a predicted model, not a curated record. Gene Ontology annotation, biological process: carbohydrate metabolic process; chitin catabolic process. NCBI's taxonomy places the organism in Eukaryota, Metazoa, Arthropoda, Malacostraca, Decapoda, Cambaridae. Gene Ontology annotation, molecular function: chitinase activity; chitin binding.
UGAAGGAACUAGUGAGCAAGAGAGAGAUAAGCGACGGGGUAUAUAUGUCGUCCCUUCACCUUCCCGCCACACUCCACACACAAUACCAGUCAUGACAAGAUUACGAAUUUGUUUAGUGUUGUGGUUACCCGCGCUCCUCGCUACCUAUGUCUCCUCAGAGAUGAUGGUGUGCUACUUCUCCUCGUGGGCGGUAUACCGGCCUGGCAACGGGAGGUUCGACGUGGAUGACAUAGACCCCAACCUCUGUACCCACCUCAUCUUUGGCUUCGCCGGCCUCAGCAACCUUACCUGGGAGAUUGAGGUCUUGGACCCGUGGAACGAGCUAUGUCCUCCAGAGCCUGGCAAUAACUGUGCCUAUGACCGCUUCGUCGCCCUCAAGGAACAAAACCCUAGUUUGAUUACCCUGCUGGCCGUUGGCGGCUGGAAUGAGGGCUCUUCAGACUUUUCUGAGAUGGCCAGGGACCCGGCCAAGAGAAGGACCUUCAUCGACAGCUCCGUCAGUCUCGUGCUUGAGCACAACUUCGACGGCCUCGACGUCGACUGGGAAUACCCGACCACCCGAGGUGGUGCUCCGGACGACAAGGAGAACUUUGUGACGCUGUUGACGGAGUUCCGAAGCGUGUUCAGCCAGUUCACACCGCCGCUGCUGCUGUCGGCUGCGUUGUCGCCCGGCAAGCCCACCAUCGACGCCUCCUACGACGUGCCAGCCCUGGCCCAGGCCUUGGACUUCAUGAACGUGAUGGGCUACGACUAUCACGGCGCUUGGGACAACUUCACCCACCACAACGCCCCUAUUUGUGGCUACUACCUCGACUGGGGCGAGUAUAUCGACUUUAAUGUGGAAUUUACUGUGGACUACUACCUGUCACUGGGCCUUCCUCGGGAGAAGAUGGUGCUGGGGAUCCCCGCUUACGGCAGGUGCUGGACUCUGGAUGACAUCAGUCAACACGGUAUACUGGCUCCAGCUCACAAACCCGGCAAAGCUGGACCUUACAUUCGCAUCCCUGGCAGCUUGGGAGCUAACGAAAUCUGUGAGCGUCUGUCGGAGGACCAGCGAGGAGACUGUACAGUGGUGCACGACCCGGCGCUCCACGAGCCCUACUUCUACUGCAUCAGCGACAGGAUCUGGUGCGGCUACGACGACGCCGACUCCGCCUACCUCAAGGCUCGCCUGGCCAAGAACAAGGGUCUGGCUGGGGUGAUGGUGUGGACCAUCGACACCGACGACUUCCACAGCUUCUGCUACAACGAGCCCUUCCACCUCAUCAAGGCUAUGAAGAGGGCGCUCAGCAAGCCGGCUGGUGGAGACGAGUUGGAAUGUGCCGCCGUAACUUCUACUUGGGAAGUAACCACAUCGACUGAGGUAUUUAUCACCACAACUACUGAGCCACCUACCACAACUACUACUACCACCACUACUACUACUGAGCCACCUACCACAACUACUACCACCACUACUACUACUACUGAGCCACCUACCACAACUACUACUGAACCACCUACUACUACUGAACCACCUACCACUACUGAGCCACCUACCACUACUGAACCACCUACCACUACUGAGCCUCCUACCACUACUGAGCCACCUACCACUACUGAGCCACCUACCACUACUGAGCCACCUACCACUACUGAGCCACCUACCACUACUGAGCCACCUACCACUACAACCACUGAUGGUGGCUCAACCACUACUCGUCAUCCGGUAUUUAAGCCCAACUGCACCGGUUUAAGUGAUGGAACUACGUUUUCCCACCCUGACUGCAAUAAGUUCUGGGAGUGCAGGAACGGGAACCCUCUGGUGAUGCUGUGUGCUGGGGGCACGGUGUGGGACCAGUCCCUCCACUCCUGUAACUGGGAGGAGAACGUGGACACCUCCGGCUGUAACUUGUGGACCUGCCAGGUCGACAAUGUCUAUUACCCCGCUGAAGACUGCGAUAAGUACUACUGGUGCUACCAAGGAUCGCCCCAUCUGGAGCAGUGUGCUGCUGGUCUCUUCUGGAACCAGCACAUCCUUCAGUGUGACACUGCCGGCGAUGUUGACACCUCUGCCUGCAACCUCUAGUCGCUCCUCAUCUCCGCCACCAUCUCCACAUCCAUCAACAUCACUAGUUGUUUCACCAGCAGGCAAUGAGAGGAUAUCGUAUUUGUCGAUGUAUGUUAAGUUAUUAACUUUGAUAAAGUAAUUAAGAAAAUAAACUGGGACCAUAAAUGCGAGGAGUUCGAGAUUGGCACGGUUACUGGAGCCUCAUGUAAGGUAGUAAACUCUUCAAAUGGAGCUUCACAAAAGGGAGUUAACUCUUCAAGUGGAUUGGGAUACCACUUGAAGGGAUGCGCAAGGAUCCAAGACGGUAUUGAGAUGCAUGUUUUAAAAGAAUUAUAGUUGAUGAUAGUGUAAAAUAUAUAUAUAUAUAUAUUGUUAAGACUU